AUGGAAGCAGAAACAUCUUGGACUCAUUAUCCGUACAACUACAUUACUACAACAUACAUCACUGAAGCUGAACCAUACUCUGAGCAAAGCGAUGAUGAUGAGACCACCAAAGACCAAACCCUCUCAAUAGAUUCUCUCCUCCCAGACGAUUUACUUGAGAGAAUCUUAUCCUUUCUCCCUAUUGCAAGCAUCUUCAGAGCAGGAACCGUCUGCAGAAGAUGGAACGAGAUUGUAUCUUCACGAAGAUUCUUAUGGAACUUCUCCAACAACAACAACAACUCUGUCUCUCAGAAGCCUUGGUACUUCAUGUUCACUAGCACUGAUGAUCCAUCCGGUUAUCUUUAUGACCCGGUUAUCAAGAAAUGGUACACCUUUGAUCUCCCUUGUAUUGAGACAUCGAAUUGGUUUGUUGCUUCCUCUUGUGGAUUGGUUUGUUUCAUGGACAAUGACUGUAGAAACAAGAUCUACGUAUCAAACCCUAUCACUAAACAAUGGAGGAGGCUCAUUGAGCCACCAGGUCAUAAAUCUACAGACUACACAGCUUUGUCUACAUCCAUGAACAGAGCAAAACAGAGCUACUCUGUUUCUGUAGUGAAGUCAAAGCAAGUUCCGGGGGAUUUUUUUCAAUGGGAACUCUCUAUUCACCUCUACAGCUCUGAGACAAUGACGUGGACAACGUCCUUAACCGAUGUGUUAACCGGAUGGAGAGGAGGAGACGAGAGUGUGAUCAUCAACAAUGUUCUUUACUUCUUGAUUUACUCCACAGGAGGGUCUGAUCAUCGCCACGGCUUGAUUGCUUCCACCUUAUCAUCAUCCUCCUCCACGUCAUCUUUGAUGAGGAGUUUCAUUACAAUGCCGUGUUCUUUAACCUGUGGGAGGUUGAUGAAUCUCAAGGAGAGGCUUGUGGUUGUUGGAGGGAUAGGGAAGCAAGAUAGGCCAGACAUUAUCAAAGGGAUUGGGAUAUGGUGUUUGAGAGAAGGUGGGAGAGAGUGGCAAGAGAUGGCGAGGAUGCCUCAGAGAUACUUCCAAGGGUUUGGUGAGUUGGAUGAUGUUUUUGCGAGUAGUGGCGCUGAUGAUAUGGUUUAUAUACAGAGUUAUGGUUCUCCUGCGCUUUUGACUUUUGACAUGAAGUUGAAGUGUUGGAAGUGGUCUCAGAAGUGUCCUGUCUCCAAGAAGUUCCCUCUUCAGCUCUUUACUGGGUUUAGCUUUGAGCCAAGACUCGAGAUUGCUCCUUAA
Molecule: messenger RNA, 1236 nt
Organism: Eruca vesicaria subsp. sativa (arugula)
Lineage: Eukaryota; Viridiplantae; Streptophyta; Magnoliopsida; Brassicales; Brassicaceae
Source: the annotation of a GenBank genome assembly